AUGAAUUUCAAACAAAAUAAAUAUUAUAUUUUUUUAGUAUCCUUAUUUGUUUUGGCUAAAUAUGAUAAUAAUGUUGGGCCAUGUAAUUUAAAAAAUUCACUAAAUGGGGAAUCCUAUAUUUCAAAAAAUUUGAUUUAUUUUAAAAAUGUAACUAAUUAUCGAAUAUUAGAAGCAGAACUUAUGGAUGUAGAAAAUGUAAAGGAAAAUCUAAAGUAUGUACAACAAGCUAAAAUGGAAGAAAAUGAAUUAAAUGUUGAGGGUAAUGCACAAAAAGAAAGUCCAGUAUCUCGUGUAAAAUCAAAAAGUGAAAUAUUAAUAGAAGAAAAAACAAAUUUAAAUGAAACUAGUACAUUUAUUACUGACGAAUUAAUAUCUAAAUAUUUAAACAUAUGUGAUAGUGUACAUAAUAAUACUUUCACUUAUAAUAAUGAUGAAUCUUUUAAUAAAAGUGAAGAUUGUACUUUACAUAAAAAUUUAGUAGAUGAAAAAAAUAAUUCAAAUUAUGAAAUAAUAGGACAUGGAAAAUUAAAAGAUGUAUCUAUUUAUGGUAUGAAUUAUGCAUUACGAAAUAUUUCAGCAAUUAAAGAAUGGAAUACCCAUAUAUCUUAUUUAAAUUAUUUAAAUUUAACAAAAGAAACGAUUGAAAAUAAAAUAAAAAAACAUGAACAAAUAGAUCCAAGUAAACAUACAUUAAAUGAUACAGAACUGUCAAAUAAUAAUAGUUAUCUCUAUUUAGUAAAUGGUUUACCAUGGCCAUUUAGAAGUCAUGAUAGUCCAUAUGAAUAUUAUCAAAAAUAUUUCCCCGAUAAAAAUAUGCUUUUAAUAGUUAAUAGAUCAAUCAAAAAUGCUUUUAAAGAUGUUUCAGGUUAUACUAGAAUUAGAAAUUAUGAAAAUUUUUUUUGUUUAUAUUCAAAAAAUAAUGAUAUGUAUACCCCAGGUUUAGAUUAUGUCUCAUCAAUUCUUUAUGAUGUAAGUAUUCCACCAUUUUUAAAAAAUAGUAUACUUAAUCAAUUAUUUCCAAAACUUAUCCUUGAUUUAAAUCAAUGUUCAAGAAAAUAUACUAAAAUUGGAUUAUCUUUAACGGAUGAAGAAAAGGCAACUUACUUAUUAUUACUACAAAGUAAAGGCCAUAAUAAAAAACUUAAAUCAGUAGAUAAUAAAAUUAAAAAUUCACUAAAUUCUGUAGAUGACACUGAAAAACCCAAUGUAUUAUGGAUAAUAUUUGUUAGUCCAAUAUAUAAGAUGAUUGAAAUAUGCUCAGGUCUUAUACAAAAAACAAUUAGUAUAUUUCAAUAG
Molecule: messenger RNA, 1296 nt
Organism: Plasmodium yoelii
Lineage: Eukaryota; Apicomplexa; Aconoidasida; Haemosporida; Plasmodiidae
Product: StAR-related lipid transfer protein, putative
Exons: 1
Coding region: 1-1296 (431 amino acids)
Source: RefSeq, a predicted model, not a curated record